ACAUCCCAACUCAACUAUCGCCGACCACUUUUGAAAGGGCAAAACGACGACCAUGGCAGAGGUAGCAAAGACUGUAGCUCGCCAAUUGCCCGGCUUCAAGCUGGGCCAGAAGCAGGUUUUUCUGCCAAACCAUGUAAUCACCUUUCUUCGAAAAGAUCACCUCCCACCAAACGAGGCCACUUUCCAGGUCCCUCUACGAUUCACAAAGUUCGAUCUCCGAGAUUACCUCUGGAACCUAUACAAUGUCGAGGUCACAAAGGUCCGAUCAUACGUCAAGCAGCAACCCCUAACCCAGCGCAACUCCCACUCGCGCUCGUGGUACCGCCCCAAACCCCUCAAGGUCAUGACCGUCGAAUUGGCAAAGCCCUUCCAAUGGCCCGAACUUCCCGAGGACAAAACACCCUGGAGUAACCAAUUGUUCCAGAUGCGCGAGGAUAUGCUGGAGAAGCGAAAUAAGGAGCAUAUUGCGCAACAGCGAUUCGAAAUUCCUCUCAAGAGCAAGCAGCUCCCGUCGAAGGAGAGACAAGAGUUGGCCAAUAUGGCACAAAAGCUGUUAUCGGGAGAGGAGAAGUGGACCAACGAUGUUAUCUUGGAUCCUAAAUGGGAGAAGUUACUGAACAAGGAGGAAGCAGAGGUUAAGAAGGACGCAAAUGAAGCUUAAACGACUACGACAGGCGAAUUACGACUUGAAACUGCAGGAAACUGCUAAUGAAAGAGGCGCCAAUUCUAUGAGGAGCCACGCAUGAUGGACCUCUGUAGGAUAAGCGGGCAUCAUAACUGUACAUUAUUGUAACUAGUCUUGGAUGGGCAAUGCAUGCAGGCGGGUUAAAGAUUAUGAGCGCAAAUAUAGACGCUGAAAACUCGUAUAUUCUUCGUCACAUUAUUCCAUGUCGUGCCAA
This is a messenger RNA of Fusarium verticillioides 7600, 899 nucleotides long. RefSeq lists its product as hypothetical. Lineage: Eukaryota; Fungi; Ascomycota; Sordariomycetes; Hypocreales; Nectriaceae. The coding region runs from base 53 to 661 and encodes 202 amino acids. Gene Ontology annotation, biological process: mitochondrial translation. The transcript is spliced from 2 exons. The record is from RefSeq and is a predicted model, not a curated record. Gene Ontology annotation, molecular function: structural constituent of ribosome. Gene Ontology annotation, cellular component: ribosome; mitochondrial large ribosomal subunit.